Messenger RNA from Zychaea mexicana, 1134 nucleotides. RefSeq lists its product as uncharacterized. The record is from RefSeq and is a predicted model, not a curated record. Gene Ontology annotation, biological process: secondary metabolic process. The coding region runs from base 29 to 1051 and encodes 340 amino acids. Lineage: Eukaryota; Fungi; Mucoromycota; Mucoromycetes; Mucorales; Lichtheimiaceae. Gene Ontology annotation, molecular function: CoA-ligase activity. The transcript has 3 exons.
UUUGUUUAGUCAUUAUAACUGUAUUGCUAUGGUAACCGAAACAUGCGAAUAUACUGGCGCAUGGAAGAACCCAGACCAGCGCGUUACCAUUACCAGUUUGCCAAUGUACCAUGCUGCUGGUCUUAAUCGCUCGGUCACCACAGGUGUUACAACAGGUUAUAUUCAAGUUGUUUUGGAAAAAUAUACUGUCGAAAAUCUGUGCGCAGCAAUCGAGCGGUUCAAGAUCAACGACGUACCUACAGCACCACCAAUUCUUUUGCAUUUGCUGAACCACCCUGCUGUCGCAAAAUAUGAUCUGUCUACCUUGAAGUCCUUAAACGUGGGAUCCGCACCAGUUAGUCCUCAGGUUGUCCGAGAUAUCAUGAAAAAAUUCAAUGCUGUUUGCACCCAGGCAUACGGCAUGACAGAAAUUUCGCCUAUUGGCACAAUGCAAACCAAGGAGACAUGCGUUCCUGAAUCUGUUGGUCGGUUGCUCCCGUGUAUGGAAGGAAAAGUGAUUGAUCCUGAAGGGCAGGAUUUACCAUGGGGAUCAGUUGGCGAAAUUUGCUUCAGAGGACCCACAGUAAUGAUUGGUUAUCUUGACGAUCCCGAAUCCACAGAUGCUACGAUCGAUAAGGAUGGUUGGAUACGAACUGGUGAUCAGGGUUUUGUUGACAAGGAUGGUAACUGGUUUAUCCAAGACCGUUUGAAAGAAUUGAUCAAGUACAAGGGUUUCCAAGUUGCGCCUGCCGAGUUGGAAGCACUUCUAUUACAAUGUCCAUUGGUCCUAGAUGCUGCCGUGAUUGGUGUAUACAACGAGCAGCAAGCCACUGAGUUCCCACGCGCAUAUGUUGUAUUGCGCCCAGAAGCUGUAAAUGACAAGGAUGCCCCACAGAAGAUUGUGCAAUGGACACAUGACCGCGUAGCUCAGCAUAAGCGUUUGCGAGGUGGUGUCAAGGUGGUGAAUGAAAUUCCCAAGAGUCCUACUGGCAAAAUCCUGCGAAGAACGGUUAGAGAUAUGGCUCGGAAGGAAGAUGCUUCAGUGCACAUUGGCGCUGCAUCCAAAUUAUAGAGACUUAGAAAACAAACAGCCUUGUAAUAAUGGCUAAACCAAAGAUCCUGUACAUUAUUUGUAAUAAAGAGAAAUUACUUGUC